This is a messenger RNA of Cydia splendana, 7056 nucleotides long. RefSeq names its product centrobin (gene Cnb). The record is from RefSeq and is a predicted model, not a curated record. Bases 106 to 2799 code for a protein of 897 amino acids. Gene Ontology annotation, cellular component: centrosome; centriole. Gene Ontology annotation, biological process: regulation of cilium assembly; mitotic cytokinetic process; centrosome separation. Lineage: Eukaryota; Metazoa; Arthropoda; Insecta; Lepidoptera; Tortricidae. The transcript is spliced from 9 exons.
UCUUAAAUUAAAACGAUUCAAAGUAAUAAAAUCUGAUUUCUUUGAGUGAGCGCUAAAGGAUGGCAUCAGUUUUAAACUCUAGACUACGCCAUCAAAACUGCUGUGAUGAGUGAGACCGACGAUACCGAUAUUCUUUUGCUUAUCCCGCCGAAUUUCUUCCUUGUGCCAAGUUCAGGCUCCGAAGGAUCACUUCUAGAUUCCUCUAGAACUGUCGUGCAUAAGCCGUCUUGCACUGCUCAAGUAUUGGGGAAACUCGUGGACCAAGUGCACUCUCUUGAAAAUAGGUUAGAAAGUUUAGAGUUAAGUACUAACGAGAGUAUUUCUAGUUUCGGAGGAAGACGUAAAAGUUGUGAGACAGAAAGCUUUGACAGCCGGAGUCUCGACCGUAAGUGCUUUACGUUCCCACGCCGACGGCGACGAAAGGUAUUAAAUAGAAGGGAUAGAAAACGUGACUGGUCCCUUACAAGUUUAGACUCGAUCGGCACGACACAUAUACCACCGUUAAAAUUCAAAGAUAUUCCUGAUAAAUCAUCAGCAAAUGACACAAUAAGUAUGGACGGAGACAUUAGCAGUAUUGUAUCCACACCUAGCAAGAAAAAUGAUAAAUUACUAUUACAUGAAAUUGAUGAAUUUUUGACUAAAGUUGAGUCAUAUGAAAUACCUGAAUCUAAAAUAAAAAAUGAAACCUCUCUUAGCCCAGAGAAUGUUAUCAAAGCUACAGGUGAUUACAUGACAAGAAAGAUGGACCAGAAAAUGGGUGUUGAUGAUAUCAAACUUCCGAGUGGUAGAAUUGUAUCCAGUAACAUAUUAGAUAAAUAUAUAUACCUGGUUAAGAAUAACACUGACACGACUGACAAGCCAGCCUCAAGCAAUGUUAGAUCACAGUAUGUUGCAGAGGCAAAUGAAAAAUUGGCAUUAGAAAGCCAGAAGUGCCGACCCUUGACAAAUGAAACAAGAUCUCCUUCCAGCAGAAAAUUAAAUUUCAUGGAUUCUAAAGAAAUCCAAGUUACAUCAACUCCGAAGAAACCUCAACCUUAUUCAGACACAUUCCGUCCUUCUAGUAAUAAAAUCUAUGAUAGAGCCUCAAAGGUGUUGGAGCAAUACAAGUCCAAAAACUUUGGAAGUCAUUCUCAAAAUUCUAUGGCAGACACAAGUCACUCCUUGUCUCCUAAAAAAGAUGAGUUCAAAAUGCCACAAAUGAGACCUUUUCCAGAGGCUAAAGAUGGUUUGAAAUUGAGUGAGUUUCGCAACAAGUACAUUGACACUAUAGACACAGAUUUGUUGAGCUUAAGUGAGAUGUGGGGUGAAAAAAGGGACAAGGGGGACAGGAUGGAAAAUGCAAAGUUAGAAGAGGAAAAACUAAAAAGAGAGCAUUGUGAAUCCAUAAUCCAACAAUUACAAAAGAAACUACUGGAGCAGCAAGAGAAGCUGGCAGUUGCUGUCAAAGUAGAUCACAGUAAGGACGAGGCCAUAUCCAAGCUCCGGGAGGCAUGGCUGAAGCUCACUAGCAGCUUGGACCGGGCCGAGGAGCGCCACAAGGCUGCAUUGGACAAGAUGAUGCGGGAGGUUGACAACUUUAAAGCUGUUGCUGAUGCAGCACAGAAGAAAACUAGCCAUUUUGAAUCCGAGCUGUACAAAGCCCUAGACUUAGCCCAUGAUUACCAAGACAAGUGCAAGCAACUCAACCUGGAAAUGAAGCAGGUCAGGGCCAGCACGGAGAGUGCGCUGGCCAGCAAAGAUCAGCUUUUAGCAAGCAAGGACAUGGAAAUACAGGCAUUGAAGGAAAACUAUGAGACGGUCAUGCGAUUGAAUAAACAGUCAACAGAUUGUGUUAAAAACUUAGAGGAUGUGUUGGAAAAGGAAAAAUCGGAUCACAACGAAUCAAAGCAAAAAAUAGACGAGCUGUCCCAACGACUGCAGUCCAUCGACGAAGAAACGGCGCUCGUACAUCAAGAGAGGGACCUUCUGAGGACCAAGAUAAACGAGGAGCGCGGCCGCUCCACCGUGCUGGAGCGGCAGCUGGCCGAUAAACAGGACCAAUGUAGCGACCUGCUCAAUAAAUGCGACAACCUCGAUGCUGAAGUGAAGUCGCUACGGAAACAGUUGGAGCUCCAGAAGAACGAGCUAAAGUGUCACUACCAGAAGCAGUUAGAGGAUGCUGUUCUGGCCAAGCUGCAGGAGUUCCAGCAGCAGCUGGAACACGCUGAGCGGGACCUGGAGAAUGACGCGAGGGGCAAAGAAUGCGCCAUGCUGGAAACGUUCAAUAGGCAGGUCGCGAGCAUCGAGGAGCAACACAAAUUGGAGAUUAAAGUUCUGGAAGAGAAACAAAAAGAAGAGAUAAAAUUGUAUCGACUACAGCUGGCCCAGGCCAGUGAAAAAAUCGGCUUAUUGGAGAGUAAGCUGGAGUCCCACCGGCGGCGGCGCGGGCAGAUCGCGACGCAGCUGCACGGCGUGAUGCAGCAGCAGUGGCGGCAGGCCGUGCGGAUCCUCACCAGCGGCCAGGAGCCGCUCGACCACACCAGGGACUCGGCGUCGACGCCGGCGCCUGAGUUCGCAGGGAAGGUCCCGCCGCUGUCGCUGCCGCCGCGCCGCGACCGCGACCGCGACCCACUUAACUUGGAUGGACUAUCCGACCACGAGCUUCAACACUACGUUAAGUUGCUGCUGUCGAAGCCGCCGGCGCUGGACAGCACGGAGCGCUCGGGGUCGCCGCACGAGGAGCCCACGAGCGACCGCCCCGAGCGCCGCGCGCGCCGCGGCCUCAACCACAGCGGGCCCAAGCCGCCCUGGAAGGCCUGACCGAGACCGACGCGAAUACGGUUUCAAUUUUAACUCUUUAACGGGCAGUGGGAACACGUUUCUGUUCACAUUUUGAACUUUAUAUACUUUUGAUAGAGUUCAAAGCCUUUGAAAAAAUUUCGCCCAUGUGCGCGAUCGAGACCUUGUGCAAUACGGAAGUUAUGGUCAAGAUUGUUACGGUGGACCUCCCGUUGGUAUACCUCCAUAUACCCUCCGAUUAUAUGACUAGUUUACAAUUUUAUUAUAAAAACACACGGUGUUUUUCAUCACACUUGCGCGGAAAUAAACAUGUACAAUUUAAGCCAAAAUAAAUGUGUCAUAAUAAAAUGUGCAUCAUACAAAAUAUGAGCCAUUUUCAAGCAAAAGAUUAUUUGCGGACACUGCGCUGAAGUGUCGCUGUCGUAAUAGAAAGCACCAUAAUCGACAAAACAUGAAAUAUGAGCAAGGGUGUUGACCGAUGAAUGAAGUAUUUAAGUAUUUGUUCCUUUUCCAUUUAUAGCGAUCCUAUUAAAGUGAGUAUAAAGUUGCUUUUUGUUUCUUUGUAGGACAAAGAUCCAUUAAAGACAAUUUUAUACGACUAAUAAAAUAUUGUUGGAAGAUACUUUGGUUCCUUUAUAGUAAUAAAUAGCAGGUUUCGAUGUAGGUUUUAGGUUAGGCCGUGGAAACCACAAAUGCCGUUGACAUAAACCAGACCCUCAAGAAUGUGGUUGGAAUCCUCAGGGAUGAAGGUACGAGAUUUUGCGAAGUACAGCGUAAAGCCGGGAGGUCGAAGCUUUCGGAGGAAACCCUCAGGCUCAUGAAGGUACGACGGGAAGACCCACCUGCCACUUCGUCAGAGCGACAGGCUCUAAACAAGAGGAUUGGCAAACUAGUACGACGUGACCUCCGGUGCGCCAAUACACGCUUCAUUGAGCAAGCGAUUGAGCAGAAUCGGGGGUCAAAAGUUUUUGUCCAGUCCCUUGGAAGAAGCCACCUGACGAAGCUGACCACAACUGGUGGGGCUGUUGUAUCGUCCCGGUCGGGGAUUCUCUCAGAACUCGAAUCCUUCUAUGGCCAGCUAUACGCCUCGCAUGCAUCUCAACCAGAUCCCGAAAAUGAGGAUUCUAGAGCCACAUUGAUCCGCCACUUUACCGAAGACUUGCCAGAAAUCAGCACUGACGAAAUCGAGAUGGCCCUCAGACAGCUAAAAAAUGGAAGAGCCCCCGGCGAGGACGGCGUUACAACAGAGCUUCUGAAAGCGGGAGGCAAACCUGCACUGAAGGAGCUCCAGAACAUCUUUACCGCCGUUCUCUUCGAUGGGAGAACUCCAGAGGUGUGGAGUAGGAGUGUUGUCGUGCUGUUCUUCAAAAAGGGAAAUAAGGCCCUAUUGAAGAACUACUGACCCAUUUCGCUCCUAAGCCACAUCUACAAGCUGUUUUCGAGGGUCAUCACGAACCGCCUAGCACGAAGACUCGACGAAUUUCAGCCACCGGAGCAGGCCGGAUUUCGAGGAGGAUACGGCACCAUAGACCACAUCUUCACAGUGCGGCAGAUUAUACAGAAGACUGAAGAGUAUAAUCGGCCCCUGUGCUUAGCAUUUGUGGACUAUGAGAAAGCCUUUGACUCCAUUGAAGUCUGGGCUGUUCUGGAUUCCCUGCAGCGAUGCCAAGUCGACUGGCGAUAUGAGAUGGUUGAGAUGUCUGUUCGACGCAGCUACCAUGGCCGUCCAAGUCUAAAACCAGCAGACUAAGGCUAUCCCCAUGCAUCGUGGUGUGAGACAAGGGGAUGUGAUUUCCCCCAAAUUGUUCACAAAUGCAUUGGAGGAUAUGUUUAAAACGCUCGACUGGAAGGAACAUGGUAUUAACAUUAAUGGCGAAUACAUCUCACACUUGCGAUUUGCGGACGACAUCGUCAUCAUGGCUGAGACGUUGCAGGAUUUAGAGCAUAUGCUGACCGGUCUAGCUGAUUCUUCUCAACGCAUAGGUCUCCGGAUGAAUUUGGACAAAACGAAAGUUAUGUUCAACGAACGUGUUGCUCCGGGACCUAUUGCAGUACAAGGGGCUGUUCUCGAGGUUGUUCAGGAAUACGUCUACCUCGGGCAAAUACUGCAGUUAGGAAGGAACAACUUCGAGAAAGAGUCGAAUAGAAGGAUACAGCUGGGCUGGGCAGCUGCGUCGAGUCUUCACGUCAUCAAUCCCACAAAGUCUGAAGACAAAAGUCUUCAAUCAGUGCGUCCUACCCGUGAUGACAUACGGAGCCGAAACGUGGACACUCACGGUAGGACUGGUCCAUAAAUUCAAAGUCGCUCAGCGAGCUAUGGAAAGGGCUAUGCUCGGAGUCUCUCUGAGGGAUCGUAUUCGAAAUGAAGUCAUCCGUCAGAGAACUAAAGUCGUCGACAUAGCCCACCGGAUUAGCAAGCUGAAGUGGCAGUGGGCCGGUCAUAUUAGCCGUAGAACCGAUAACCGUUGGGGUAGACGAGUUCUCGAGUGGAGACCGCGCAUCGGCAAACGUAGCGUAGGACGCCCUCAGACUAGAUGGAGCGAUGACCUUCGCAAGGCGGCUGGCAAGAGCUGGAUCAGAGUUGCCGCAAAUCGUGCUCAAUGGCGUGCAAUAGGAGAGGCCUAUGUCCAGCAGUGGACGAAAGUAGGCUGAUGAUGAUGAUGAUGAUGAUGAUGUAGGUUUUCAAUGAAUUUGUUUUACACCAGCAAUACGGAAGUCAUAUAUUAUUUAUAAUUUAUAAUAUGUAGGUACUUAUGAGUUGAUAGGAACACUAUACUUUGGUUUUAUACUCCGGCGUAAGUAUAUUAGAAACUUCGUUUUUUUUGCAUUAAAAAUAACUCCAGAUGUAAAUCAUGAGGAUUUUAAUUGAUUACCUACUUUAAAAAUUUACUACAUUAUCUGACCCCAUUAUUAUUAUGAUUUCUUAUCUGAUUUAAAACCCCAUGUUAAUUACAUCUGGCAUUUCUUCAUUUUAAUUCAAAUAAGUUUUUGGCAAAAAUUUAAUUUUUGGUACAAGCUUUUAUCGCUGACUGUACUUUUCUUACGACAGACAGCUAAUACUCAUCGAGACAAUUCUAAAAACCCCUAACACAAUUAGGUUGCGCUGAAUCAUCACAGAGUUCCUAUGGCCACCUCCUGUCUCCAUCAUCAGAUCAGCUCGAUGGUACCAUAAUAUUGCAUUAUCAUCCGAUUUAUACAUGCAUGCAAAAUUUCAGCUCGAUCGGAAACCGGGAAGUGGAUCAAAUUUAACUUGCAAGAUUUGAUUACAGACAGACAGACAACGGUCAGGUGAAACUAAAUAAAAGCUUGUAAAAAUAAUUAUAGCAAUUUGCCAUCUUUAAUAAAUACCGAAUUAUCCAGGGACAGAAGAAUAACUUAGACAAUUUUUCUUAACUAUGAACUAAACUAACCAGGGGUGGACAAAACGCGGCUCGCGAGCCGCAUGCAGCUCUUCGAGUCUCCCAAAACAUUAACGCUAAAGAGAUCUUUGACCACGGAAAACAAAUAUUUAAUUACACAAACGGGUCUACCGCGAUAUAAUUUCAUUGUUUUUACCUUUAAUUCCGACGUUUCAGCUGAGUUGCACCAGCUGUGGUCACGGAAAGACUGACGUCCCAACAAAUGUCAACGGAGAUAUUAAUAAAACACCACUAAACUACCCGAAAUUAGUUCAACAACAACAAACAAUGAAACAACAAUGAAACAAUGACUGAACAAUGAAAUUAUAUCGCGGUAGACCCGUUUGUGUAAUUAAAUAUGUGUACAAAACGCGAGAGUUUAAAGUGUUACACGGAAAACAACAUUUGGGGCUCUUUGAGAUGCCUAUAACCUGUCAUUUCUGCGUUUAGCUCUUCUCCUCAAAAGUUUGCCGACCUUCGAACUAAUCUAGUUAAAUAGAAAAAUGUACCCUAAGCCUGGUAAAUUCUGAUUCCAAGAUUGUAAAAAGCACUACUAUCAGCCACGUUCAAACAACUGGGGAAUAUUUCCAUUGUCUAAUGUUAUCCCUCCUGUCCCCAGUGAUCCCACAUGACUGUAAGUAAUUAAGUCCAGUAAUUGAGAUGUAACUACAUUUUCGUGUUGAUUCAAUAGUUAAAUAAAUACCCAUGAAAUUACCUUAGUUACUAAUUUCAAGAGAAGUUCUACUGUGUGGAAUGUGUUUUACUUAGGAUGUACUCAAAUGAAUUCUAUGUUUGUUAUGCCACGUAAUUUUUUUAAUGUAUCACGACAUUCCAUUUUGCAAUUUUAUACUGUUGAUAUUAACAAGGAUUUUGGAUAAUA